UGCAGUAACGGAAGAGAACUGCGCAAUCGCUGAAAUUCCCUCCGUCCGGCAUUAUUGAAGCAGCAACCGGACAGAGUGGACGCCAGAAACUCGAAAUAUACCGCGUCAGUUUACGAAUUUAUAUACAGUGAGAUUUUUGUAAAUAUAUAAUAAGAAUUAUUUCACAUAAAAUACAAUGAGCAAAUCAAAGGAAUCGUCAGCUACAGAAGGAGAAGCAGAAGAAGAAUUCAGUGUUGAAAAGGUUCUUGAUAGAAGAGUUGUAAAAGGAAAGGUAGAAUAUUUUCUUAAAUGGAAGGGGUAUUCCAAUGAUGAAAACACAUGGGAACCUGAAGAAAACCUCGAUUGUCCCGAUUUAAUAGCACAAUUUGAGGAACAGCGAAAAAAGAAAGAAGCAGCAGCUUCUGGUAAAAGACACGAAGAAAAGGAACAAAAAAAGAGGAAGAGUUCCAGCACUCCUACACCAACACAAGCGAAGAAAAAAGCAACUGAAGAAAAGAAACCAGAAGCUUUUAUUGUAGGAUUUGACAGAAACUUAGACCCUGAACGUAUUAUCGGAGCAACAGAUUCAAGCGGGGAACUCAUGUUUUUAAUGAAAUGGAAAGGCACAGACGAUGCCGAUUUAGUACCUGCUCGUGUUGCCAACGAAAAAUGCCCCCAAAUAGUAAUUAAGUUUUAUGAAGAACGCCUAACAUGGCACAGUCCAGCUCACGAUGAAGAAAGUUCAGCGAAACCUGACCAAGAGUAGCAUUUAGUAUUACAGUAUAUGUACACAGCACGCUUUAGAAUUUGUCGCAUAUAACGACAAAUUAUAAUGCGUGGUUUUUUGUAAAUUAUCUUUGAAAUAUAUUAAUGUUGCACUGUGAGAAUAACAAAGUCAAACAAUUUUUUACUAAUAGUAUGUUAAGUGGUUAAAUUAAAAAUACUUGCACAUCUAUCAUGACUUUGCAACAUAUUACAGUCAUAUUAUUCAAUCAAAAAUGUAAUAGUAUAUAUGGCAGUCUAAAAUUAAGAAUGAUUUUACUUAUUUUACUAAAAAAAGAAAAAUAUUUACAGUGCAUUAAUAAAGCGUACUAUUUUACUUCAUUAUACAUAAAAUUAACAUUGUUAUGUUAAAGCAAAAAAAGAAAGCUUAAUUGUCACUGUUAUUUCUUUUUUUACUAAAUUUUUUAUUUUCUUGUAAUAUUAUGUAAAGAAAUAAAACAUGUUUUAUGUUCAAAUGAUUACAAUUAUAAUUAAUAAUAGUACAACGAGAUCUUAUUUUAAAAAAUAUUGAAUAUAUGCUUUAUCAUUUACGAGCAUACAUCUAUUUAAUCAUAUCAAUACUUUACAAAAAUAAGAUAUCUUGUUCUGAUAAAACAACUUGGUCAAACUUAAAAACUUACAAAAUAUACAAAAAUGAAUAUAAUGAUUGUUACUAUCGUUUAAUCUUUUUAUUGUUUUUAUUGUUCAAUAUUUUGACGUGUUUCCGUUUUUUUCUGUCAAAAGAUCUAGUUAGUUUUUGAUUCCUUUUUGUUUCCCAAUCUAUUUGUUUAGAAGUAGCACCAUCCAUUGUAUUCAAUGCAUUUGUACUACCAUGUUUAUUUUUCGUUCGACUUUGUUCUUCCAACAUUUGUGAAAAUUUUUCAGCGGAUACAAAUAUAUCGUUUAGAUUCUUUU
Vespa velutina is the source of this 1656-nucleotide messenger RNA. RefSeq names its product chromobox protein homolog 1-like. The coding region runs from base 176 to 745 and encodes 189 amino acids. The transcript has 4 exons. NCBI's taxonomy places the organism in Eukaryota, Metazoa, Arthropoda, Insecta, Hymenoptera, Vespidae. The record is from RefSeq and is a predicted model, not a curated record. Gene Ontology annotation, molecular function: chromatin binding. Gene Ontology annotation, biological process: chromatin organization; negative regulation of transcription by RNA polymerase II. Gene Ontology annotation, cellular component: nucleus; pericentric heterochromatin.